Papilio xuthus (Asian swallowtail) is the source of this 1476-nucleotide messenger RNA. RefSeq lists its product as uncharacterized. NCBI's taxonomy places the organism in Eukaryota, Metazoa, Arthropoda, Insecta, Lepidoptera, Papilionidae. The record is from RefSeq and is a predicted model, not a curated record. The transcript has 4 exons. Bases 9 to 1331 code for a protein of 440 amino acids.
GCGAGUGAAUGUGCACGAUGUCGGACCGAGCCGGAGAAUGGGAUCGGAGGAAAACUUAUCUCACAAGGUGUUUGUUUGAAGAUUUACCCUUAUUAUCGCCGAUAUCAGAAAGAAGAGAACCGGAUCAGUCCGACACAGACUAUCCGUACAGUGUACUACCGGAACUCAUCAUAGAGAAGGAGAAGAACCGUCACGAUGAACCAGAGGAGUUUUACAAGGAGUUGGAAAAAAGAAUGCUCAGGUUGUACAGGAAACUGUUUCUUUGUCAACACGAGGACAGCUCAGUUUUGUCGAUAACUAGUGCUUCGAGCUGUGAUGUCACAGAAUUAAUUGAAGAUGAAAUAAGCGAAGAUUUAAAUAACGUAGUAAUUAACAACAUAGCAUUGGAUGCCAAUGAUUUUGUACCAGAUGAUGAAAGUAUAAAGAUGUCAGCUGGUGCUGAUAAACAAGUGAUAUAUUCAUGCCCCCAAGAUCGUUUAUUACACAGUGACGAUGAAUGUUCCGAGGGUCCAAGGCAUGAGGUGAUCACAACAGAAGCAUUGAUACAUGUAGGGGAAGGGAGUCAAAGGAAGAGGAAUAGUGUUUCAGAAAUAACGGAAAUGAUGGUGGCGCAGAGUCCAAUAAUAGGAUGUAAACAUGUGCAGCAGAUAAAUGAGGAUUGGGACGAACAAAUUUCUGAUCGACGUCUAUCAACACAAGACGCUACAUUUGUUAGUCCUGCCAGUCCUAUUCUAGUCAGCAAAGGUUAUGUCCUAGACGAAAACAUAGCACGACUUGUAGCAAGACAAGCCACUACACAAAAGUAUUCAAAGUCUACCAGUCACGAGUUUGAAGUGUAUGAUUUUAGUCCAAUUGAAGUUAUGAGACAAGUAAACGAAGAUAAUUCUAAAGGUUCUAUUCCAGAAGUGAGGAACAGUCGUAGAUCUAGCAUGGAGCCUGAACUUGUUAGGAAUUUAAACGAAAAAGAAGCGUCUCCUAUCAAAAUGACUCAACCAUUAAUUGAAGAAGAAAUGGCCUCGGAUGCUGUAUGUUUUGAUCAAGAAUCAAGAAUAUCGAAUGGAAUAAAUACUCUCAGAGACGUAACUAAUAUCUCGUCUCCUGUAUUGGAUAAGAAUUCUAGAAAAAGAUUACGUUCUGAUAAUUGUAACGCUUCACAAGAAUUGCCUACGAAAAGAACGAAAUACACAGACAUUGGACUACAAACAACCAUCGAAGAAUCAUUUUCAAACGUAACGCAGCCGUGCUGUGAACAGCCACAAACUAAUUAUUUCUACGGAACUCCUAUGAUUUUGAAUAUCUGCCGAUGUAAAGAUCACAUCUGUGAACUGUGAAUGAAGAUGAAAUGAUUAAUGAAUGAAUUACGUAUUUUUUUACAAUUAUUUUGUAUUAAUUUUUAUCUUAUUUAUUAAUUUUAAGUUAUGUUUUGUGCUAUGGCACUAGAUACUUGCGAGCGUAAGAAGAAAGAGUAAACCACGG